Messenger RNA from Pseudopodoces humilis (Tibetan ground-tit), 4865 nucleotides. Lineage: Eukaryota; Metazoa; Chordata; Aves; Passeriformes; Paridae. The record is from RefSeq and is a predicted model, not a curated record.
GCAGCCGGCGGGGGGGAAGGCGGCGGCAUCGCCCCCGCGGGGCUCCCCCCGCCGCACCCCGCUUUCCCUCAAAGUUUGGGGCGGGAGCGGGGGGGAGACCGGAGCCAACUUGUCCCGGAUCCCUUUAUUCGCCGCCGGAGCCGCCGUCUCUCCCAACCCCCGCGUGUAUUGCUGAUCGGAGGGACGGAGCUCGGUCCUGUGUCCGCCCCGCUCCUUCCUGCCCGCACCAUGGAGUUCGCCCAGAGGAAAAGGAGCAGGAAAUCUCAAAGCUUUAAACUGGUCAACGAAGAUUACCAUCAUGAGAUAUAUAAGAUCUCUGACUACAGCAGUGAUGUUAAUGGGGAGACCAAAGAAACACAACCAGCUUUUUUAGGAGAUGAAAGCCGGGAAAUUAAAAAACAAAUUACAGGGAUGAGAAGAUUACUGAAUGACAGCACUGGAAGAAUCUAUCAACGAGUUGGCAAAGAAGGAGAAAAACUGAAGGAAGAGCCCCAAGAUUUAGACUUAGCCUGGGCCCAGCGCCUGAAUCCCCCUGCGGAGUCCCAGGCGAGCCUUCAUCCGUCACAGAGCGGUGCAUGGAAUGAGUUAUCAUCCCAAGCCAGCCAUUUUUCAGGGCAAUACGGAACUCGAUCCAAAACGUUCCAAAAUCAGGCUCGAACUGUGGCAUCCAAUGGAGAAAUCCCAAUGGUGAAUUCGUCAGUUGGACCAAACUGCUGUACAUGUAAUUGCCAGUCAACCCUGCAGGCGAUUCUUCAAGAGCUCAAGACCAUGCGAAAGUUGAUGCAGAUUCAAGCAGUUGGGACUCAAAACAGACAGCAGCCUACUGUUCCUCUGAUUUGUGCACAGAAGUCAACAAUAUCAAGAAAGAGAAAUAAAAAGAGAAAACUGCCCCUCAAAGCUGUUGAAGCAGUUACCAUGAAUAAGAAACCCAGCUCUCCAGAGAAUGAGAAGAGGCUGACAGCAAAUUCGGAACAAUCGAGUCUGGAAGCAAUUGAACCCCCCCUGAAGCCAGAGACCCCUGUUUCAGGGUUUGGAAUUAUCCUUGAAUCGGCCUCAUCAGAUCCAGAAGUGCAACUUGCAGAAGGCUUUGACGUCUUCAUGCCGAAAUCUCAGCUGGACUCAAUACUAUCAAACUAUACUCGCUCAGGAAGUCUGCUCUUUAGGAAGCUGGUCUGUGCAUUUUUUGAUGACAAGACUUUGGCUAACUCUUUACCAAAUGGCAAAAGAAAAAGAGGGCUUAAUGACAACCGGAAAGGACUAGACCAAAAUAUUGUGGGUGCAAUAAAAGGUACAGAUUGCUAACUUAGGAGACAUAGGGCAAUAAGAAGAGCUUCUGUGAGUGCAUUGGCAGCAAAAGGAGGCAGGAUAAUCUUCUGCAGUCACCUCUGUGCCAACUUUUGGACCCCUCUACCCAUGAAAGAAAGGCAUUGACAAAUUGGCUGGAGUCCAGUACAGGGACCACCAAGGCUUAUGACUUCACCACUUUCCUGCUUCAGUACCAAAUGAGGAGAGUCUGAGAGAACUGGAGAGAAAAUUAUUCAGGAGAAGCCUUACUGCUAUUCACAACUACCUAAUGGGAUGAUACGGAGAAGUGGAGUCAGACUCUUCCCAAAGGCAAAAGAAGCACUGAACAUGUGGAAAAUUGCUAAGGAGAAGCACUUUUGGCAUAAGGGUGGUUGAGCAGCGCAGUAGGGGCUCAGAGAGGCUGAAGGAUCUCCAUCCCUGCAAAUAUUCAAAAUGUGACUGGUCACAGGCCAGAGUAUUAUGAUCUAGUUGACCAUGCUUUGAGCAGCAGGCUGGGCAAGCAGGCCUUCAGAGGACCCUCUCAAGUGUGCACAUCUGCCACAAAGUGUAUGUUGUGCUUAUGCCAUAGCAGCUGACACAGUUACACUUGUAUUUAUGUUUAAAUCACAAACAGUUCUGUACUUUCUUGUCUUGAGCUCAGUAAUCUGCAAAAAUCUGAGUCUGAAUUCUCUCUAUCUGUAUCUCAUUGUUCCUUAAAAGCUUUAAUAAAUAAGUAAAUGAAAGAGAGAGGAGUUCAAAAUUACUUCCAAAAAACCCACUCUAAUUUGAACAGCACUUGAUAAAAUAAAUGUUUUACAGUAAAUGCAACAGCACUAUUAAAAUAGCAGCUGGUACCCACUGCAGAAAGCAAUGUUUCUCAGUAGCUAAGAUUGUAUUAGUGGAGCAGAUUCUGAGGCUUGGCUUAACCUCUUCCCUUGAGUUUAAAAGAAGAAAGGAGGGACUUGUAGUUCCAACAGAAACAUUUAAUCUCUGAUGGUACUACUAGGUACCACUGCCAUAACAGUGACCUUUAUUGGCACUUAGAGUAUUGCCCAAAUGCUAGUGCCUGAUCCCUGAGAGGGAAGCCUGUCCCUAAAAGCUGUGAUGGAAUAAGAUGCCAAGGUCUGACGUCCUGUGGAUCUUCACUCAGUCUGGCUCCAAUAGCACCCUUCUUCCCUCCAAGGAGCUGUGCUUAUCAGACACUGAGGUUUCAUUUAUUCCAAGAAAUAACUGAGCCAGUAUGAAAUCUCUACAAGAACAACAUCAUGUUGUUUGCAUUAUUAUCAUUAGGACAUUACUCUACCACGUGCCCAGAUAUCCUUUAGUGGCACUUUUAGUCCUUUUCCAUGACAGAAGUACAAAAGGCUACAUUCAUGACAAAGAUGGGUAGAGAAUUUAAAGGAGGGACUGUUUGCUUGAAAAUCACUCUUCCUGUCUGAAAACAUUUUCAUUGCUGUCCUUACAAGUAAUUUAAUGCUUCUGCAACAGAAUGAUGAGCCAGGGAUUCACUCAUUUGACUUUGGGUAUUCAGUGGCACUUGUUUUAUCAGUUGCAGUGUUUCUCCUGGGCAAUCAGCUUCUCUUGUGAGUCUUUCACUCAGAAUUGGGAAAAAAAAAAAGGUGAAAAAAAAUAAAACUAGUCAGAAGCAGUUAUUUUUCCUUUGUGUUGUUGACUAGAAAUUCGGCCAGUGAAAUCCUUCCCUGCAAAAAUCAAUGAGCUGUGUUCAGAUAUAAGUGUGAUGUGUCCCUCAGGGAUCCAUAGUGGGACCAGUACAAUUUAAUAUUUUCAGCAAUGACACAGGCACUGGUUUCUAGGGCACCCUCUGCAGGUUUGCAGAUGACACCAGGCUGAGUGGUAUGGUUGGUUGACAAGAGGGAAGAGAUGCCAUCCAGGACCUUGCAGGCUGAAGGAGUGAGUCCAUGUGAACCUCCUGAUGUUCGACAAGACCAAGUGCAAGGUCCUGGAUCUGGGUCAGGGCAAUCUCCGAUAUCAGUAUAGACUGGUGGAUGAAGGGAUUGAGAACAACCCUGCAGAGAAUGACUUGGGGUACUGAUAGACAAAAACUUAGAUAUGAGCCAACAAUGUCAUAGCUCAGAAGGUCAGCUGUGUCCCAGGUGCUAUCACAAGAACUGUGGGCAUGAUUCUGUGCCUCUGCUCCACUGUGAUGAGACCCCACCUACAGCUCUGCAUCCAGCUCUGGGGUCUCCAGCACAGGAAAGACAUGGACCUACUGUAGCAAUUCCAGAGACCACCAGGAUGGUCAGAGGGCUGGAACACCUCUGCUAUGAGGACAGGCUGAGAGAUUGAUGUGGUUCAGCCUGAAGAAGAGAAAGCUCUAAGGAGACCUUAUUGUGGUCUUUUAAUAUAUAAAAGGGGCUUGUAAGAAAGAUGAGAAUGAAUAUUUUACCAGAACCUGUAGUGACAGGACAAGGGGGCAGUAGCUUUAAAUUGAAAGAGGGUACAUUUAGUUGGACAUUAGAAAGCCUUUUUUUUUUUAUGGUGAUGGUGGUGAGACAUUGGAACAGUUUGCCCAGAGAAGCUGUAGGUGCUCCAUCCCUGAAAGUGUUUAAGAUCAGCUUGGACAAGAUGUUGAGCAAUAUGAUGAAGUGCAAGAUGUCCCUACUCAUGGCAGUGGGGUUGGACUAGAUGAUCUCUAAAGUCUCCUUUAAGUUCAAACUAGUCUAUGUUUCUAUGACAGAGGGUUUGUCAAUACCUUACAGCUUGGGUGGACUAGAAUGGGCAGGUCCCAAUUCUCCUGCUUCCUUGCUGUUGCAUUCCCAUUCCUUUUUGCUCACACUGUUAUUUCUCUGACCACACGUUGAGCAGUUGCCUGUUUUAAGUAAACAGGAGUCGCAAGUCAUUGAUCAGGUUCCUGUUGUGUCAGCUACCUUAUGGAUUCAGAAGGGAAAGAUUAUUUCUACCUACACAAAGUUGAUGUUUGUUGGCAAGUCAAACACUGUGAAUGUGUACGGAUGUAUUGACUUCUGUGGGCAGCCCUCAGAGUUGGUCUGAUGUCCUUGUAGAUCAGACUGCACAGGAAAGUGUUGCUGAUGUCUGCCUUGACAUGGUUUUGUGAACUUUUAACAUGGAAAGAGUUUGGGGCAGAGGGGAGAUUGCCUUUGGUUCCCUUGUACUUAGCAGGUAGUGCUGCUUCAAAAGUGUGUGUAUAAAAAUACUGAAAUUGUCAUUGUUUUGUUAUACAUUUCCUGAUCCCAUUUGUGUGAUAUUUAUUCUCAAGGAUUACAAAUCCCUUGAGCUGGGACCAGCUUUCUCUCUUUGUUUGCCAGUCAUAAUUGGACAUUGGGCUCUGAGACCUCUGACCAAGUUUACAAUAGCAAUACUAUCAGCAAGAAUAUUUUUUCUAUUUCUGCACUUGUUUAUUUUUUGCUCACCUCUCAGCUGCAUGAUGAAAAUCAAUUGCAUCAGUUUCACUCCAUUUAUAAUUCCGUAUUUUUGGUAUAACACUGUUAGGUUUGUUGUAAAUAUGGAUUUAAAGAUAAUGUUGACCCUCUCUGUACCUUUUUUACAAAAUACAAAAUUGGACCUGUAGGAUAUUUCUUUUCUUCUCUGUAAUGGUGCUG